CACAGUUGUUCUCUAAGCAGAGUGUAGAAGUGCAUACCUUCGAAUCAUUCCAUCCUAGAUACAUACAAUGGCCGAACGAGGUGGAUUUGGACGUGCACGCGGAACUAGAGGUAGGAGAGGACCCAGAAGGGGAGGUAAGAAAGAAGAGGAGAAGGAAUGGGUUCCAGUGACCAAGCUCGGUCGACUGGUGAAAGAUGGAAAGAUCAAGUCGAUGGAAGAAAUCUAUCUCUUCUCUCUCCCUGUCAAAGAAUUCCAGAUUAUCGACCUUUUCCUUCCUACACUCAAGGAUGAAGUGAUGAAGAUUAUGCCUGUGCAGAAACAGACUAGCGCUGGUCAGAGAACUAGGUUUAAGGCUUUCGUCGCUGUCGGUGAUCAUGAUGGUCACGUUGGCCUGGGUGUCAAAUGUGCCAAAGAAGUGGCUACCGCUAUUAGGGGUGCUAUCAUCCUUGCCAAGCUUUCCAUCGUCCCUGUCCGUCGAGGUUAUUGGGGUACUCCUAUUGCUGAACCCCACACUGUGCCAUGCAAGGUUUCGGGAAAGUCUGGUUCGGUCAUGUGUCGUUUGAUCCCUGCUCCCCGUGGUACUGGUAUUGUUGCCGCCCCAGCCUCAAAACGAAUGCUUCAAAUGGCCGGUAUUCAAGAUUGUUACACCCAAUCCAAAGGAUCCACAGCUACUCAGGGUAACUUCGUCAAAGCCACCAUGGCUGCUCUGGCCAAGACGUACGAGUUCCAAUCUGUCGACUUGUGGCCCAUCAUACCCCCCGGUCUUACCCCUUACGACGAGCACGCAGUGCAUCUCCAAUUGGCUGCGAAGAAAGCCGGGUUGUACUAGGUCGAAUAUGUAUAUGGGUUUGAUCAUGCACAAAUGACUCUUUCUU
Molecule: messenger RNA, 875 nt
Organism: Tremella mesenterica DSM 1558
Lineage: Eukaryota; Fungi; Basidiomycota; Tremellomycetes; Tremellales; Tremellaceae
Exons: 5
Coding region: 68-829 (253 amino acids)
Biological process (GO): translation
Cellular component (GO): ribosome; cytosolic small ribosomal subunit
Molecular function (GO): RNA binding; structural constituent of ribosome
Source: RefSeq, a predicted model, not a curated record